CUUAUUUCUUGUUUACAUUUCCCUUAACACACACAAACUCAUUUCAAUUUCAACAUACAUCAUUCAUCCUUGAAUACAUGUAAUUACUCAUAUGGGUAUCAUAAAGUUAUAAUCUUUCAUCGAUUCAAGUACAGUUCAUACAUCCAAGAUUCUUGCAAUCAGCAGUGUAGCUGUUGCCAUGGGUUCUGAAGCAAUGCUACAAGUGUUUUAUGGGGUUACACCUUUUAUUAAGCCUGAAUUAACAUAUUCUCGUGGUUCCAUCAUUAAAUGCAAAAGAAGCGCCGGCUCAAAUGUCAUUGGGUUUUUUAAGUGCUCAAGCAUCUUCAAAAGCAGAAAUGUUUAUCACCAUUUCCCUAGAAUUCCUAGUAUGCCAUAUGAGAAAACCAGUAAUAGACAUUUCCAAAAUUCGAGAUGUAAUUGCCAAAAUGCUGAAAGUGUUAGUGAAUUUACUACCGAGGAUGAGAGUGGUUCAUGGAUUCUAAAUAAUACCAAACAGUUUAAUACAAUUCAACAGACGGGUAAUUCACCAGAUCUCAUGGAUUAUGAGAAUGCUCUUCAAUUCAAGAAAGAAAAAGAGGUUACAUUAUCUGAUAAGAAAGUACUUAACACUAGUGUUGAUAUGAUCGAGGAUGAAGCGUGGGACCUGCUGCGAGAAUCUAUAAUAUACUAUUGUGGUAGUCCUGUUGGAACGAUAGCUGCAAAUGACCCAACGAGCACCGGUGUCCUUAACUAUGAUCAAGUUUUCAUCCGUGACUUCAUACCUUCUGGUAUAGCUUUUUUGUUAAAAGGAGAGUAUGAUAUUGUCCGCAGUUUCAUCCUUCACACACUUCAAUUGCAGAGCUGGGAGAAAACGAUGGAUUGUCAUAGUCCUGGUCAAGGAUUGAUGCCUGCUAGUUUUAAGGUUCGUACAGUACCACUUGAGGGUGAUGACUCUGCGACGGAAGAAGUAUUAGACCCUGAUUUUGGAGAGGCUGCAAUUGGCCGUGUUGCCCCUGUUGAUUCUGGAUUAUGGUGGAUUAUAUUGUUACGUGCAUAUGGAAAAAGUUCUGGAGAUAUGUCACUGCAGGAGAGAAUUGAUGUACAAACUGGAAUCAAAAUGAUUUUGAAGUUAUGUCUUGCCGAUGGUUUUGAUAUGUUUCCUACUUUGUUGGUAGCUGAUGGUCCUUGCAUGAUUGAUCGCCGUAUGGGUAUUCAUGGCCACCCUCUCGAAAUCCAGGCGUUAUUUUAUUCUGCUUUAAUGUGUGCACGGGAAAUGCUUGCACCAGAGGAUGGAUCUGCAGACCUCAUUAGAGCCUUACACAACCGUCUUAUUGCAUUAUCAUUUCACAUAAGAGAAUAUUACUGGAUAGAUAUGCGGAAACUUAAUGAAAUCUACCGUUACAAGACUGAAGAGUACUCUUAUGAUGCUGUCAACAAAUUCAACAUUUAUCCUGAUCAAAUACCUCCAUGGCUGGUAGAAUGGAUGCCAAAUAGAGGAGGAUACCUUAUUGGAAACCUACAACCGGCUCAUAUGGACUUCCGUUUUUUCUCACUGGGAAACUUUUGGUCAGUAGUCAGCAGUCUAGUUACGGUUGACCAAUCUCAUGCCAUUUUGGAUCUUAUUGAAGCUAAAUGGGCAGAUUUAGUGGCUGAUAUGCCUUUCAAGAUUUGUUAUCCUGCUCUCGAAGGUCAGGAAUGGCAGAUUAUCACUGGUAGUGAUCCUAAGAACACGCCUUGGUCAUACCACAAUGGAGGUUCAUGGCCUACUUUGCUUUGGCAGCUUACGGUGGCCUGCAUCAAGAUGGACAGACCCGAAAUAGCAGAGAGAGCGGUCAAGAUAGCAGAGGGGAGAUUGGCUCAAGACAAGUGGCCUGAAUACUAUGACACUAAAAGAGGGAGAUUCAUAGGAAAACAGUCACGAUUAUUUCAAACAUGGACAAUUGCGGGAUAUCUUGUGUCUAAACUACUCCUUGCUGACCCAAGCAAAGCCAAGAUUUUGAUGACAGAUGAGGAUACUGAGCUUGUCACUGCCUUUUCUAGCAUGAUCACCUCCAACCCACGAAAGAAACGGGGUCCAAAGAGCUCCCAAAAUACCUACAUUGUGUGACAUUUUAUUAUGGGAAAAUUUAUUUGUUCUCUUCAAUUCUUGGUAUAGAUUAUAUAGGAAAGAUCGAGUCUUUUUGCCACUCGCAUUAUUGGUAACCUUUGAUGGGGCGUCACGAGUUCAGGUCAUGUAAAUACGUUAUUUGUUCUUGAAUAUCAUUAAAGAUAUGAAUUCAUCUAUUUCUUGGAA
Erigeron canadensis is the source of this 2272-nucleotide messenger RNA. Its product is annotated as alkaline/neutral invertase E, chloroplastic-like. Gene Ontology annotation, molecular function: endo-alpha-N-acetylgalactosaminidase activity; sucrose alpha-glucosidase activity. Gene Ontology annotation, cellular component: chloroplast. Gene Ontology annotation, biological process: sucrose catabolic process. NCBI's taxonomy places the organism in Eukaryota, Viridiplantae, Streptophyta, Magnoliopsida, Asterales, Asteraceae. The record is from RefSeq and is a predicted model, not a curated record. The coding region runs from base 179 to 2086 and encodes 635 amino acids. The transcript is spliced from 7 exons.